Messenger RNA from Myotis lucifugus (little brown bat), 2363 nucleotides. It is a transcript of the gene PIGG, whose product is annotated as phosphatidylinositol glycan anchor biosynthesis class G. Gene Ontology annotation, cellular component: endoplasmic reticulum membrane. The transcript has 10 exons. Lineage: Eukaryota; Metazoa; Chordata; Mammalia; Chiroptera; Vespertilionidae. The record is from RefSeq and is a predicted model, not a curated record. Bases 76 to 2334 code for a protein of 752 amino acids. Gene Ontology annotation, biological process: GPI anchor biosynthetic process.
CUCCGUCAGGGCCCCGGGGCGCAGCUGCUCCUGCCGUUCCCGCCGCCGGAGGCGCCGCGCAGCGCGGAGGGCACCAUGCGGCUGGGCUGCGGGGCCUACGCCGCCGGCUGCGUGGUGAUCGAGGUGCUGGGGGUCGCGCUCUUCCUGCGGGGGUUCUUCCCGGCGCCCGCGCGCCCCGAGCCCGAGCCCCCGGCGGCGCCCGCGGCGCCCGAGCCCUUGGCAGGUACGUUUCCAAUUGGACCGAGCGCCCCCCCGCCUCUCUUCAGGAAAGUCGUUAUUAUGCUGAUCGAUGCCUUGAGAGAUGAUUUUGUGUUUGGGUCAAAAGGUGUGAAAUUUAUGCCCUACACCACUUCCCUUGUGGAACAGGGUGCAGCUCACAGUUUUGUGGCUGAAGCAAAGCCGCCUACAGUUACCAUGCCUCGAAUCAAGGCAUUGAUGACAGGGAGCCUCCCCGGCUUCGUGGAUGUUGUCAGAAACCUCAACUCCCCCGCACUGCUGGAGGACAACGUCGUCACACAGGCAAAGGCCGCUGGGAAGAGAAUCAUCUUCUAUGGAGACGAAACAUGGGUGAAGUUAUUCCCAAAGCACUUUGUGGAAUAUGAUGGAACAACCUCGUUUUUUGUGUCAGAUUAUACAGAGGUGGACAAUAACGUGACGAGGCACUUGGAUAAAGUAUUGAAAAGGGGGGACUGGGAUGUGCUGAUCCUCCAUUACCUGGGGCUGGACCACAUCGGCCACAUUUCCGGGCCCAGCAGUCCCCUGAUUGGGCGCAAGCUCAGCGAGAUGGACAGCAUCCUGAUGAGAAUCCACACCUCGCUGCUGUCAGAGGAGAGGGAGGCCCUCUCGCCCAGCCUGCUGGUUCUCUGUGGCGACCACGGCAUGUCCGAGAGUGGGGGCCACGGGGCCUCCUCCCUGGAGGAGGUGAACACCGCGCUGCUCCUCGCCAGCUCUGCGUUCGAGAGGAAGCCCGGUGAAGCCAGGCCCCCAGAGCGUGUGCAGCAGACCGACCUGGCUGCCACCCUGGCGGUGGGGCUCGGCCUGCCCAUCCCGCAGCACAGUGUGGGCCGCUUCCUGUUUCCAGUCGUGCAGGGCAGAGCCCUGCGGGAACAGCUGAGGCUCCUACACUUGAAUGCAGUGCAGCUCAGCAGGCUGUUGCAAGUGCGCGUCCCGGGGUACAAGAAAGAGCAUGGAUUCGAACAUUUUAAAAUAUCAGAAAGGCUGCACGGAAACUGGGUCAGACUGUACUUAGAGGAAAAUAAUGCAGAAAUCCUUCUCAACAUGGGAGCCAAGGCCCGCAAGCAGUACCUGUACACCCUGAAGGCCCUGAGCCAGGCCUUGAGCAGCCAGGAGGCCCAGUACGACAUGUACUCGAUGGUGGUGGGGACCGUCGUGGUUCUGGAGGUCCUCGCCCUGCUCCUGCUCAGCGUCCCGCAGGCCCUGGGUGCCACGGCGAAGCUGGAGGUCCCCCUGUCGCCCGUGUGUUCUCUGCUCUUCUACGUGAUGUUCCUGCUUCUCUGGGCCAUGCACAUGGUCGUGUGCACCUCGACUGAGAGCUCCCUCUACCUGUGCAGCCUCGCGUGGCCCAUGGCGGGCGGGGUGCUGGCGCUGGUCUCCGCGCUGCUCUGUGGGGUCUUGUCCACUCUGACCAGGAUGUGUUUGCGUGGAAAGUUUCUGAGGAGGAACCGAGCUCCUUCCCACUGGAAGUGGUCGGAGCUGGACUUCCUCGUCCUGGCGGGGACGGCAGGCCACGUCCUGAGUCUGGGUGCGAGCAGCUUCAUCGAGGAGGAGCACCAGACCUGGUACUUCCUCGUCAGCACCCUGUGUCUGGCUCUGAGUCACGAGAGCUACCGAAGCUGCUUCCUGGGAGACGACGAGGAGCCUGAGCAUUGCCCGCGGGUGGCAGGAGAGUUUGCCGGCGCGGCAUCAGCGUUGCAGGGCAGGAGCGUCAGCUGUGACGUGUUAGAGCUCGACCGAGCGCGCCAGAGCCCCUCUCCCCUGGACGGACUCCGGGGGCGUGAGAAGUGCAUGGCGCUGGCCGGCCCGUGGCUGGUCCUCGGCUGCUGCCGGCUGCUGCGGUCUCUGAACCAGACGGGGGUGCAGUGGGCCCACCGCCCUGACCUGGGGCACUGGCUCACCAGCUCUGACCACCAAGCCGAACUCUCCGUCCUUGCUGCCCUUUCCCUCCUCGCCAUCUUCGCGCUGGUUCAGAGCAGGUGCUCCUCGGUGGCCAAGGGGGCCCUGGCGCUUGGCCUGCUGGGUGUCUACUGCUACAGGGCAGCCACUGGCCACGUGCUGUCCCCAUGGCAACAAGACAACAAGGACGUUUCCAGGUAAUGUGCUGCAGCCCGGGGGCUUGUUUUGAG